AUGUCGAUGUCUCGGAGCAGCAAGAUGCUGCAGUACGUGAACUACCGCAUGCGCAUCACCAUCCUGGAUGGGCGAGUGCUUGUUGGGACCCUCAUGGCCUUCGACCGACACCUCAACCUGGUACUAGGCGACUGCGAAGAGUACCGUAGGUUCAAGCCCAAGAAGGGCUCCGAGGCAGCCGCCGGCAUCCACGAAGAGCGGGAAGAAAAGCGAGUGCUGGGGCUUGUCCUACUCCGCGGAGAGAACGUCCAGUCCCUCACCGUGGAAGGCCCGCCGCCGGCGGAGGACACGGGCAAGGCGACCCCGGGGGGCCCCGGGGUGGGCCGGGCGGCGGGGCGCGGGGUACCCACGAUGCCGGUGCAGGGCGCGCCCCGGGGUCUCGCGGGGCCCGUGAGGGGGAUCGGCGGGCCGGCGUCUUCGAUGAUGCAGCCCCAGGCAGUGGCGGCGUCCGCUCAAGCACAGGCAUACGGCCGCGGUGCCCCCAUGGGUCGCGGCCCCCCCGGACAAAUGCCUCCUGGUGGAAGAGGAAUGCCCCCGGCCGGCUACGGGGGGCCCCCGAUGGGUAUGCCGGGUGGUGGGUACCCGGGGAUGCCGCCGAUGGGGAGAGGCAUGCCCCCCCCGGGACAGGGGGGGUACCCGCCACGAUCGGGCUAGGAGAACAUGAUGACUCAGAAAGGGAGAUGAUAUAUGAAGGGGGUGAAGAGAGACGAGCACUGCGUGCUGGGACGGGUGUUGACAAUACCCGCCCCGUGAAUAUGGCGGAAGACGGGAUUCCACGAAGUCUAGGCGAUGAUGGUAGUGGGGAUACGGGUUUUGGGAUGAAAAUCCGGCUUCGAACAUGGGGUACACCACGACAUUCGUCGCGCAUGAAAAGUGGGACAUUGGAGUUUUUUGUGUCUUUGUGCCGAUAGAAGUUUUCCCUCGGCGGAAGCAUGUUUUUUCCAGAGCCCGUUGCGCGACUUUUCGUCGGUGGCAUUGAGAGGCAUGUGGGAUGGACGGACGGUGCAAAGAGAUUGCCUGCGGGCCAUGGCAGUCAACGCGUUGUGCAGCUUGCCUGGUUGCACAACCCCCACUAAGUAAGGCCCCACCACGAAUUUGUUCUUGUAAGGCAUCUAGAUGAGCGGUUGGCCGACGCACUGAUAUUUUUGUAUUUUUUUUGCAUGUGUGCGGUGCGUCGGCGUUAGUCGGUGAGAACAAAGUAAAUACGCAACAAAUGAGCCGCUGCUGUCAACACGGGCUAGAUAGCAGUGCCCCAUACAAGCGCGAACGUCAUGGGCAAACAAGGGUACCAGCAGAUACCGACAGCAGUGUGCAUGGUACUCAAAUGUGUAGUCUUUGAGACAUGCCCCAUCGCAACCGCAAACAACGAGAGCCAAAAGCUGCACUACUCGAUGCCGACCAACAGGGUGUGUCGGAGAGUUUCCCCCACGGAGAUGCUGCGUGUUGCAUUGCAUGCCUCCCAUUUUUUUUGCUGCUGAGGUAUUCUAGUGCGGGCGACGAGGUUCUCCUGCAGUCCUUGGGGAACUAAAUGUACCGUAAUCUAGGUGCGAGACGCCCAAGUC
Messenger RNA from Ectocarpus siliculosus, 1562 nucleotides. NCBI's taxonomy places the organism in Eukaryota, Phaeophyceae, Ectocarpales, Ectocarpaceae. The record is from the annotation of a GenBank genome assembly.